This is a messenger RNA of Didymodactylos carnosus, 1149 nucleotides long. The record is from the annotation of a GenBank genome assembly. NCBI's taxonomy places the organism in Eukaryota, Metazoa, Rotifera, Eurotatoria, Philodinida, Philodinidae.
AUGACAACAGGGCGAAUAUAUCAUACCGCAACGCUGCUCAGUUCUGGCAAAGUUCUUGUGGCUGGUGGGUCUGACCCGUCGAACAAUCCUACUGCUAGUUCUGAAUUAUAUGAUCCAUCAACGGGGCAGUGGAACUCAACUGGAAACAUGACAACAGUGCGGCGAUUUCAUACUGCAACGCUGCUCAGUUCUGGCAAAGUUCUUGUGGCUGGUGGUAGUGGCUUGUCGUCCAACUCUUUUGCUAGUUCCGAAUUAUAUGAUCCAUCAACGGGGCAGUGGAACUCUACUGGAAACUUGGCAACAGCGCGGCAAUCUCAUACUGCAACGCUGCUCAGUUCUGGCAAAGUUCUUGUGGCUGGUGGUGGUAGCACGUCGUCCAACUCUAUUGCUAGUUCCGAAUUAUAUGAUCCAUCAACGGGGCAGUGGAACUCUACUGGAAACAUGGCAACAGCGCGGAACUCGCAUAUUGCAACACCGCUCAGUUCUGGCAAAGUUCUUGUGGCCGGUGGGUCUGACACUUCCCAACAAUCUAUUGCUAGUUCCGAAUUAUAUGAUCCAUCAACGGGGCAGUGGAACUCUACUGGAAACAUGGCAACAGCGCGGAAAUCGCAUAUUGCAACGCUGCUCAGUUCUGGCAAAGUUCUUGUGGCCGCUGGGUCUGACACUUCCCAACAAUCUAUUGCUAGUUCCGAAUUAUAUGAUCCAUCUACGGGGCAGUGGAACUCUACUGGAAACAUGACAACAGCGCGGAAAUCGCAUAUUGCAACGCCGCUCAGUUCUGGCAAAGUUCUUGUGGCUGGUGGCUCUGACACGUCGGGCAAUCCUACUGCUAGUUCUGAAUUAUAUGAUCCAUCAACGGGGCAGUGGAACUCUACUGGAAACAUGGCAACAGCGCGGCGAUUUCAUACUGCAACGCUGCUCAGUUCUGGCAAAGUUCUUGUGGCUGGUGGCUCUGACACGUCGACCAACUCUAUUGCUAGUUCUGAAUUAUAUGAUCCAUCAACGGGGCAGUGGAACUCUACUGGAAACAUGACAACAGCGCGGCAAUCUCAUACUGCAGCGCUGCUCAGUUCUGGCAAAGUUCUUGUGGCUGGUGGUACUGACACGUCGUUCAGUCGUGUUGCUAGUUCUGAAUUAUAUACUCUGUGA